UGCGCGCUAAAAUCCCCAGAACAGCAGACACACAGACGGGCGACACACAUGCAACGAGUGAUAGAUAAGAAAUCAAAACAGGAAAGAGUACGAGUGAAGACAAAAGUUAAUGGAUAUGAAAGAUAGAUAGAGAGGUAGAAUGAAAGAGAGAGGCAGAGAGAGAGAAAGAGGCGGGACGCUGAAAUUAAAGAGUGUUAGAGGAGGAGAAAGGAGGAUGGAGUUUUUUAUCUGACGCCUCGGUCUUAUCAGCUUUUCGUUUCUCCAGCAUCUUUAAAGACAGAGGGCACACACACGUGGAGGGACCCCGAUGCUCACCGGCAGCGUUUUUGGUUCUGAAACACGAGGUCAGAUCUUCAGAAAGCUGCUUACAUGCCAGCAGCCCACAGACGGAGGUGAAUCACAGCAGAUGAGAUUAUGUGUUUCCACUGGCAAGACCUGAUGAAAACUACUGAGUCCUAAGACCACCAGACUCUUUGGGGAUCGCAGAGAAGCCUGGAGGACACAUCAGCGCUGGACAAAAACUUAAAACAAAAGACACUCUUCCUCUGUCUGACAUGCCGCAGAGAGUACCAGCUGCACGGGCUGCAGCAUGAUGUAACCAGCGGCAUGGAUGCUCAAACCAACCCGUCACCGGACUACAAGCAGCUCUGCUGAUACAAGCUUCCUGCUGGUUUGCAAGGCAGCUCAUCUUAACACUGACAUGAAUGUCAGUUCUCCUAAUAUGAACUGCUCCAAUACCAGUGAGAUAAUAGACUACCAGCACCAUUUGUAUGCCGUGGUGUACAGUGUGAUCUUAGCACCGGGCCUGCUGGGUAACGUGCUGGCGCUGUGGGUGUUCAGGGCCUACAUCAGAGAGACCAAGAAGGCCGUGGUGUUCAUGAUGAACCUGGCUGUGGCCGACCUACUGCAGGUGCUCUCUCUGCCUCUGCGGAUCUACUACUACCUGAAUAACUCCUGGCCCUUUGGGUAUUUCUUCUGCAUGUUCUGCUUCUAUCUCAAGUACGUCAACAUGUAUGCCUCCAUCUACUUCCUGGUUUUCGUCAGCAUACGUCGCUGUGAGCUCAUCAUGCGUCCGCUGUUGUACAACUCGGGUCGACAAAAAGGAGACGUGUUAAUAUGUGGGAUCAUAUGGCUGAUCAUCUGUACCGUCUGCCUCGGAUUCCCUCUGCUCAGACACGAUCCUUCCUUGCCCGAAAGGAACGACACAAAUAAGUGUUUCACGGAGCUGCCUCUGCGGAAGGAUAUCGGUCCUUUGGCAAUGUGGGCCCUCUUGAUUUUACUAGAGCUGUUCGGCUUCUUCGUCCCUCUCGUUUUGGUGCUAGGCUGCACGUGCAUGACUAUUUGGAGCCUUCGGGAAAAUACAGCAAAUGCUAUUUCUGACAGAGGGGAGAAAAAGAGAGCGCUGAGGAUGAUACUAAGCUGUGCUGUAGUCUUCUUAGUGUGCUUUGUACCUUACCACGCCACGAUGCCUCUCGACCUUAUGGUCAAAGCUAAGAAAGUUACCAGCUGUGACUUUCAGAAACUGGUUCUUCGAAGUCACCCGGUCACACUCUGCCUGGCCAGCCUGAACUGCAGCCUGGACCCUAUCAUGUACUAUUUCACUACUGAUGAAUUCUGGAGGCGACUGAGCAAGCCAGAGAUACCGGAGAGCAUACAUCUCAGCCGGCGUCUGUCCUGUAUAACCGGAGAACAGGACGAAGAGGAGGACUAAACUUCUGGUGGCGACAGCCUCCCCGCAACCACUAACUGAGACUGAAGACUAUGCAAACUUCAACUUCCUGCAAACUAUGGAAAUAACAUUUAUGCUGAAACGGGAAUGUGAAAAUAUGGAAGUAGAGUUUUAAAAUGUUAUUUUUUUAAACCUAUUUAUUUCUCAAUAAAUGUUUU
Molecule: messenger RNA, 1887 nt
Organism: Pundamilia nyererei
Lineage: Eukaryota; Metazoa; Chordata; Actinopteri; Cichliformes; Cichlidae
Gene: gpr174
Product: G protein-coupled receptor 174
Exons: 4
Coding region: 611-1711 (366 amino acids)
Biological process (GO): phospholipase C-activating G protein-coupled receptor signaling pathway; positive regulation of Rho protein signal transduction
Cellular component (GO): plasma membrane
Molecular function (GO): G protein-coupled receptor activity
Source: RefSeq, a predicted model, not a curated record